AUGGCAAAGCGACCCUCAGACAGGCGUAGCCCCGGGAGGAACCCGGGGCCGCAAGUUCAUGAGAUUUUUGGGUUUGGUAAAAAAGCCCCGGGCGCUCCAUCCAAUCAGUAUCCGCACGAGGACGGACGGCUGACGGGGGAGGAGACAUCAAACCCCCCGCCACCCUCCGGAAGAGGGAGGCAAGUUGGGUACCCGGAGUCGUGCCGGGCGCCGGCCAGGACGACGGACCAGGCGCCCCCGGAGGGCCGCCUGACCGCCGUAGCCUCUGAGGCAGCGCCGCACAGGAGGAAAGAUGGGGCGAGGGAGCCAAGAGAAGGCCCGGCCGCUACUGAAACGCCCGAGGGUGUUGGGUGGGGGGCGUGCGGAAAAGACGAAACGGCAAUCGCCCCGGAGGCCGACAUACCGCCCGCAGAUCCGCCCUGGCCCAACGACGGACAGCAGUCGCCCCGGAGGCCGACGUACCGCCGCAAUUGCGCUCCCCCACCUCGCCCCGGCCGUAACAGCGCGCACCGCGCCGCAAUCGAGAACCCGCCAAGCCCCACCAGCAUACCCCGUGCGUCGCCAACCCCAUCGGCAGGGGAGGGAGACAAGAUCAACCAGGUAGACUGUGGACGCCGAGGCCUGGACGCGGGGACGCCCGCUCCAGGCUGCGUGUGUGGGCUGUUGCAUGCUCCGGGGACCGGCCCUGGGGCCGGGCGGAGCGCAGCAGGGUUUCUAGAACAAGGCCUUGUCCAGCCUGGCCCUGUCUUGCAGGGCCUUGGGGGCGCGGUGGCUCUCGUAAUGCUUAAGAGAGAGGGUGAGAGAAACAAUGUGUUUGCCGGAGAACCGUCACCCAGAGGCGGGCAGCCGUGCCGUGGGCUGAGCACCGGGUGGCGGCCUCCGUUGGAGGACAACUGGGACAGACGGGGCGUCUCGGUCUCGCUUCAGAUAGUGCGGUCGAGGAGGUACGCCAGGGGAGCCGAAACCCCCCCGCGAUGA
Messenger RNA from Labrus bergylta (ballan wrasse), 978 nucleotides. The record is from RefSeq and is a predicted model, not a curated record. NCBI's taxonomy places the organism in Eukaryota, Metazoa, Chordata, Actinopteri, Labriformes, Labridae.